Messenger RNA from Closterium sp. Naga37s-1, 2433 nucleotides. Lineage: Eukaryota; Viridiplantae; Streptophyta; Zygnematophyceae; Desmidiales; Closteriaceae. The record is from the annotation of a GenBank genome assembly.
AUGGCUCUCAGUUAUUCGCCAACAUGCCUGGCUGUUGGUUCCGAGCUGACAGUCCAGCGCAGCAUCCCCACGAAUUUCGCCUCCAAACGUAACCAAAAUGGCGGCAUUGAUCUCCUCCAAUGGAAGGGCUCCACGUCGCACCUCAAGGCACGACGGCAUUCCGCAGCAACGGCAGCGCGCACUGCGAAAGUGGUCGCUAUGGCGGGAAAAAAAGGGAAGAAAGGCGGGGGAGGCGGCGGAAGAGCCGGCGGAGGCGGUGGCGGAGGCGGCGCAGGUGCCGGCGGAGGCGGCGGAGGCGGCGGCGGGAAGCUGAAGUCGGCGGGCAGCAAGGCUCCGUCCGCGGAGCGCGGGACGGCGUAUCAGAACGAGACGCGGAAGAUCAUCCUCAGCGUGGCGCCCAACGGCAAGGAGAUCCUAAAGAACAUCAGCCUGGGCAUGUACCUGGGCGCCACUUUACGUGGCGCCGAAUGGCAAGGCGAUUCUGAGGAACAUCAGCCUGGGCAUGUACCUGGGGUGAUCUUUCUCCCUCCUCUCCCCCAUUCCACCUCCUCCACCCGCUGCCAUACCCGUGGUCACCCCUGUGACCAAGCAGGUGGCCCCCAACGGCAAGGAGAUCCUAAAGAACAUCAGCCUGGGCAUGUAUAUGGGCGCCAAGAUCGGCUUCCUGGGGGCCAAGCCUUCUCCCUCUUACCAGGUUCAUCCCACUCCCAUCUCCCUCCCCCCCCCACCUCUCCGCCCCCCCAGGUGGCCCCGAAUGGCAAGGAGAUCCUAAAGAACAUCAGCCUGGGCAUGUACCUGGGCGCCAAGAUCGGCUUCCUGGGGGCCAACGGGGCGGGCAAGAGCUCCCUCAUGCGCCUUCUCGCGGGGAAAGACACGACGUUUGAGGGGGAUUAUUACAUCGAUCCGAGCAUCAAGAUUGGGUACCUGGAGCAGGAGCCGCUGCUGGAUGAUGGGGUCACUGUUAUGGAUAAUAUCGAACCUGCUCUUAAGGAGACCAAGGAUUUGCUUCAGGAGUUUGAGGAGGUGAGUGUAGCGAUGGCAUCAGCAGGCGAUGCUGAAAUGGACAAGCUGAUGGCUCAAAUGGAGCGCCUGCAGACCCGCCUCGACGCCUGCAACGGCUGGGAGCUCGACAGGCAGCUUCAGAGGGCCAUGGACGCAUUACGCUGCCCCUCCGGUGAGGCCCCCGUGGCGAAUCUGAGUGGCGGGGAGAGGAGGCGCGUGGCCCUGUGCCGCCUGCUGCUGCAGGCGCCGGACAUUCUCUUUCUGGACGAGCCCACGAACCAUCUCGAUGCGGAGGCAGUGGCAUGGCUGGAGCGGUAUCUGGCGGAGUUCAAAGGCACUGUCGUUGCCAUCACUCACGACCGCUACUUCCUUGAUAAUGUCGCAGGGUGGAUUCUGGAGCUGGAUCGCGGGCAGGGCAUUCCCUUUGAGGGCAACUACUCGGCCUGGCUCGAGAACAAGUCGCAGCGGUUGGGGACGGAGGAGCGGCAGCAGUCGGCGCUGCAGCGGGUUAUGGAGCGGGAGAUGGAGUGGAUUCGACAGAAGGCCAAGGGGCAACAGAAGAAGGGCAAGGCGCGCAUGCGAGCAUAUGAGGAGUUGGUUAUCCAAGCUGGCCAGUACUCACGGGAGGAGAAGCUGGAGAGCAUGUUUCUGCCCCCGGGGCCGCGGCUGGGAGACGUGGUGGUGGAGGCGGAGGGGGUGGCCAAGGCGUUUGGGGAGAGGGUUCUUAUGGAUGGGGUCAACUUCAGCCUGCCGCCUGGAGGCAUUGUGGGAGUGAUUGGUGGCAAUGGUGCCGGCAAGUCGACCCUCUUCCGCAUGAUUGUGGGGCAGGAUAGCCCCAAUGAGGGCACUUUGCGAGUGGGAGACACGGUGGCGCCGCUCUAUGUGGACCAAUCGCGCGACGCGCUGGAUCCGAACAAGACGGUCUUUGAGGAGAUCACGGGCGGCGCAGAUGAGAUCCUGCUGGGCGAGCGGAAGGUGAACAGCCGGGCGUACUGUGCGUGGUACAACUUCAAGGGGGCGGACCAGCAGAAGAAGGUGGGAGUGCUGUCGGGCGGCGAGAGGAACCGCGUGCACCUGGCGCGCAUCAUGCGGCGCGGAGGCAACCUGCUCAUGCUGGACGAGCCCACCAAUGACCUCGAUGUGGACACGCUCAGGGCGCUGGAGGAUGCGAUUCAGGGGUUUGCGGGAUGCGUGAUUGUCAUCUCUCACGACCGCUGGUUCUUGGAUCGCAUUGCCACGCACAUCAUGGCCUUUGAAGGCGACUCCAAGCCCACGAAUGAUCUUGAUGUGGACACGCUCAGGGCGCUGGAGGACGCGAUUCAGGGGUUUGCGGGAUGCGUGAUUGUCAUCUCUCGCGACCGCUGGUUUCUGGAUCGCAUUGCCACGCACAUCAUGGCCUUUGAAGGCGACUCCAAGCUUGAGAUUGCAUGA